This is a messenger RNA of Hypoxylon trugodes, 1559 nucleotides long. Its product is annotated as MFS general substrate transporter. NCBI's taxonomy places the organism in Eukaryota, Fungi, Ascomycota, Sordariomycetes, Xylariales, Hypoxylaceae. The record is from RefSeq and is a predicted model, not a curated record. Gene Ontology annotation, molecular function: transmembrane transporter activity. The transcript has 5 exons. The coding region runs from base 1 to 1419 and encodes 472 amino acids. Gene Ontology annotation, biological process: transmembrane transport.
AUGACUUCAAACAGGAAUCUCGCGGCGCACAACGUUGCCGAGGCGUCACCAUCCGAUGAUGUAGAAGUCAACGCGACUGUGCCAAAAUAUGUAUGGCAUCGGGGAGUCUUUUUCAAUGCUACUAUUGUCGGUAUUUCAGCAUUUGCGGCCCCUGGGUUAUGGAAUGCAAUGAAUUCCGUCGGUGCUGGUGGCCAACAAACCCCUUAUUUGGUCAUGGCUGGCAAUGCUAUCUUAUUCGCCGUUAUGGUCUUUACUUGCCUCACCGGAAGCAUGAUGGCCAAUCGAUUCGGCCUACGGAAUUCCUUGGUGGUUGGAACGACCGGUUAUGUGAUCUAUUCCGCCGCUUUAUAUACGAAUAAUCGUUACGGAACAGAGUGGUUCAUCUAUUUAGGUUCCGCAGCUUGCGGCCUGUCGGCUGGAGUAUUUUGGGCAACGGAAGGCGCAAUUAUGCUGAGCUAUCCUGAGCCUGAAAAGCGUGGUAGGUACUUAGCUUACUGGCUGAGUUAUCGGAAUAGUGGCUCGAUUCUCGGGGGAAUUAUCAACCUUGCUUUUAAUUAUAAGGGUAGAACUACUGGGAAGCUAGACUGGAGGACUUACAUCGUCUUUGUUGUUCUGCAAUGUUUGGGGCCAGCAUGUUCAUUCUUAUUGACUCCACCGGAAAAGGUCGUACGAAGAAAUGGAACACGCGUUCAACCCGCUGAGCGGAUACCCGACUUCGAAGAAUUAAAGGCCCUUGUGCGCGUUCUGUUACGGAAAGACUUCCUUUUGGUAUUGCCGUUUUUCAUUUAUGUCGCAUGGGAGCUUCCUUAUAUCAGCGCAUAUCUUUCCCUAUACUUCUCAGUCCGUUCUCGAGCUUUAGCAUCGCUAGUUUCUGCCGUUGCUCAAGUUGUGACAACUCUUGUAUUCGGCGCAUUUCUGGACUGGACGAGAUUAAGUCUCAACAAACGAGCAAAGUUCGGAUAUGUCGCUAUGAUGUCGCUCAUCGGCGGAUGUUGGAUUUGGGGCACCGUAAUCCAGAACGAAUACACGCAUCACAAACCAUCACUCGAUUGGGAUGACGGUGAAUUCGGAAAGGGUUGGGCGUUGUACAUUUUCUGGCAGAUCAACUUUUCACUCACGUACAACUUUGGCUUUUGGCUCAUUAGUUUCCUUGCUAGAGAACCAAAAGAGACCAUUCGAUAUAUGUCCGUUGCAAGAGCCGCAGAGGCAGCGGGCCAAUGUAUUUCGAGCGGCAUUAGCUCAACAUCCGCACCGCUUAUUUCGGCUUUGGGUGUCAACUUUGCUCUCUGGGGUAUUGCUCUCAUUCCAGCUUACUUUGUGGUCAGCCAAGUUGGUGUGAUUCAUUUUGGACCUGAAAGGUUGGCAUCGCCGUUGGAGGAAGAAGAAGAAGAAGACAAAAAGGGUUCAGAGCCAUCGUAAUAUUUAGUUAAGUAUCUACACCUACUGGGUGCCUAGGUAGGUACCUAAGCAGGGCAGCUGCUACGGGGGAUUAAAAAAGCGAUUUGUUCGCUUUCCCGCACUUCCGUUCUACCCCGCCGUACCUGCCUCACAGACGAUAG